This is a messenger RNA of Selaginella moellendorffii, 2028 nucleotides long. Its product is annotated as auxin transporter-like protein 3. Gene Ontology annotation, cellular component: plasma membrane. Lineage: Eukaryota; Viridiplantae; Streptophyta; Lycopodiopsida; Selaginellales; Selaginellaceae. The record is from RefSeq and is a predicted model, not a curated record. The transcript is spliced from 7 exons. The coding region runs from base 91 to 1461 and encodes 456 amino acids.
GGGACCACGUCAGCCUUUCGUUCUAGAUGUGUUUGGAUGGAACGCGGAGAGUGAAGAAGGUGAGUGAAGAAGAUAAUUUUCCAUUCUCCCAUGUCCGCAACAAAUUCAUGGGAUCAAGCCGCUCUUCGUCUCUUGUGGCACGGAGGCUCCACAUUCGAUGCCUGGCUCAACAUUGUUGCUGCGAAGCUGGCUUCGCGGCUCCUCACUUUUCCACAGUCCACUGCCCAAUUGGGGCUGCCUUCGGCCAUUGUUUUCCAGCUGCUUCUAUCGGCGAUGGGAUUGUGGGCUCAAUCCGCGAUAAAUGUUCUCUACUUGAGACACAAGCGGAUGGUGAAUCCAGAGACAACAGCGAAUCAACCCUGGCACACGACUCAGGUACAAUCAAAGAGUUUUAGAAUCGACCGCUUAAGAGCACCGCAGCUUCACGAAGUUAUUGGAGGGCUUCUGGGAUCUAAAUGGAAGAUUGUUUCCCUCGUGUUCAACAUUGUCACACUCUUCUAUGUUUCGUCGGCUCAACUUAUAGCAUGUAGCAAUGUGGCAUACACCGUGAAUGACAACAUGGACAAGAGAACCUGGACGUUUGUGUUUGGGGCAAUCUUCUCACUGCCAAUUCUUUUCCCGAGCGCUCACAACUACAGAGUUUGGUCGUUCCUGGGAGUGGUCACUAUUAUCUUUGACUCUGCUUACAUGACAAUAGCAACGCUGUUUGACAGAAAGGCCGGAAACGUCAGGCAUUCGUCACCACGAAGCUCCCAGGAAUAUUUUACCGGUUUGGUCGGGAUGCUGAUCCUCGGAAACGUUCCCAUCCCUGUGGAGAUCAUGGAUGCAAUGUGGAAGCCUGACGAGUACCAGGCAGCAAAUCUUUACGGGAUGGCUUGCAUUUUGGUGGUGGUCAUGCUUCCAAGCAUCAGCAUGGAACGCAAAUAUGGAGACAAGCUUCUCGCCACCCCAAACGCGAUGUUGCUACUCCCAAGAUCAAAGUUUCACGACAGUGCCAACGUCCUCAUCCUCCUUCAUGUGGUUAUCAACUUUGGCAUGUACUCCCUCGCACUUUACGCGACGUGGGAGAAGAUAGUGCGCAUCCACGACUCACCAAGCUACGUGAAGCGAACGUUGUCCCGGAUACCAGUGUUCCUGGCGCUGUGGAUCACCGCUCUCGCCUUCCCUUUCUUCGGUGCAAUCAACAAGCUCUUGGACGCCAUCCUUGUGUCCUGGAACUUCUUCAUCAUCCCGUGCGCGGCUUACAUUGCAGUCUUUUGGUUGCCGCGGCCGCGGCGAGACUCCAAAUCCCUGUCGAGGCUGGGCUGGGCGGUGGAUUUGAGCGUUUGCCUGGGCAUUAUCCUGUGGAUGCUGGUCAUGCAAUGUGGGCUGGGCUUGUGGGGCGACGUCCACACUUUCGUCAAGGUGUUGGAGGGAACCAGGCCCUUUCCAAAGUGCUAUCGCUGCGCACCUCCAAAGUAGAGAACAUCUUCUUGGGCAUAUUCCUAGAAUUUAGGGCUGUCGAUUCCUAUAUCCUUUUAGGGCUGAUGAUGAGAGAAUGCUGCGAGGAGGUGGAGGUAAGGCAGGAGGAGGGCUGCAUCAGCGAGAAUAGGCUGAGGAGGGCGAGUGUUAGUACCACCGCCAGCAAUGCUGCAUCCAAAGAGGGAGCAGAGGAGCGAAAGCUCGCUCGAUCUCCAAAGCUUGCGGGGAGGCUCCCCGAGGCGUUUGAUCUAGCGAAAGAUCGAUAACAAGAGGAAGAUGCUCAUGAGCCGAGCUUUCAAGGACUAUACCGGGUUUGAGUACGAGGGAAGCGGCCUGGACGAGCACACUAGAAAGGAGAUGGCGAGGAAGAAAAAGAAGCUGGGACGGGACAAGCUCCACAAGUGAUAUAGAUCUCUUUAACGAAUCUAUCAAUGCUCGAAGCGUUUGUAGCGAUGGAAAGAACACUAGAAGGCUCCAACGAAUCUAUCAGUGCUCGAAGCUUUUGUAGCAACACAGGAAAGUUAGAAGAGCUUAUAGCGCAAACAAGACAAACAUUGGAGGAGAAAA